CAAUCGAGAGCGGAGGUGGACAACGGCUUCUCCAGCGAGGUGACAUAAAUAUCGGCAGUCACGUGACGUCCUUAUUCCGCAUUCGAGCCAAAUCRUAUGAGAAAGCAAGCGGAGAAAAAAGCAAAGAGUCACGACAACUUACUUAUUUUGGUACAUUAGAUGGAGGACUUGGSUUUUUACUGCCCAUGACUGAGAAAACAUACAGACGUCUACAUAUGUUACAGACAAAACUUGUUGACUGCAUCCCACACAUCGCUGGUCUUAAUCCAAAGUCGUUCAGGAUGCUACAGACUAAUAAGCGUGGACUCUCAAACCCACAUCGUAACAUCUUAGACUGGGAACUCUUAUCAAAGUUUAUCCACCUCGGUUUUAUGGAACGACAAGAGGUGGCAAAGAAGAUUGGCACCACACCAUCACAGAUCCUAGAUGAUGUGAUGGACGUAGAAAGAGCAUGUGACCGWUUCUGAUAAGUUAUACACAUACUCGCCUGUAACGCAUCGUGCUGCAUGUCAACUAUAUGCCGAGCGAGGAGAAUGGAUACUGGUCUAAAGCGUGCCAUAGACAGGACAGAACGAACACUGUAGAUAGUAAGAACUAGCAAAGUACCUAGYUGGGCACGUUAUCAUAGUUCUCCUAAAAGCCCCUCAGUAUUUAGACCCUUUGGGGACAUUUUUCCAAAGGUCUUUAAAAAACUCUUUUUCCAAUAACGCGAAAAGUAAUGUUUGUCAURUCCCAUGAUUCCGUCGUUCCCCGUGCAUUUAUUAUGUGUAACGGUUGACCUAUACUGUAAAAAUAAAAAAAAUAUGCUUUUGA
Exaiptasia diaphana is the source of this 813-nucleotide messenger RNA. Its product is annotated as cleavage and polyadenylation specificity factor subunit 1. Lineage: Eukaryota; Metazoa; Cnidaria; Anthozoa; Actiniaria; Aiptasiidae. Gene Ontology annotation, molecular function: protein binding; nucleic acid binding. The record is from RefSeq and is a predicted model, not a curated record. Gene Ontology annotation, cellular component: mRNA cleavage and polyadenylation specificity factor complex; nucleus.